Columba livia (rock pigeon) is the source of this 2579-nucleotide messenger RNA. RefSeq names its product zinc finger protein 398-like. The coding region runs from base 114 to 1847 and encodes 577 amino acids. The record is from RefSeq and is a predicted model, not a curated record. Gene Ontology annotation, biological process: regulation of DNA-templated transcription. The transcript has 6 exons. NCBI's taxonomy places the organism in Eukaryota, Metazoa, Chordata, Aves, Columbiformes, Columbidae.
GGCCGGCAGGGGGCGCUGCGGGGCGGGCGGCGGCCGGGCCGCUCUCGGUGUCUCGGUGUCUCGGUGUCUGUCUCGGUGUCGGUGUCGGUGUGUGCGGGCCGGCAGCAGCGGCCAUGGCCGGGCCGCGGCUCGGGCGAGCGGAGGCAGUGGCGGCGCGGCUGCUGCGGCUGGAGACGCGGCUGGCGCGGGCGGAGCGGCAGCUGCGGGGCGCGCUGGCUCUGCGCGGCCGCCUCCGGGCGCUGGAGCGGCGGCUGGAGAACGGCGGCGGGGCGCCGCGGGUGCCGGCGCGGCGCGGGGCGGCGGGGGCCGGGCGGGGGGCGGCGCGGGGCCCGGUGAGCCCGGAGGACGUGUGGGUGCAGUUCAGCGAGCGGGAGUGGCGGGCGCUGCGCGGCUGGCAGCGGGCCCUGCACCGCGCCGUGCUCCGCAGGAACUACCACAUGCUGCUCCCGACCGAGCCCGACGUGCCCAGGCGCGCCCAGGCCCGGUGGGGACACGGGAACCAGCCGUGCCGGAGCUGCGGGGACGGGGACGGGAGAGGUGACCUGGCCGAGAGCGGCACCGAAGACAGCAUAAUCCAUAUCAAGCAAGAGGAGGAGCUGUGCGCCGCAGAUGAGCAGGAGGAGGAGGCUGGAGAGGCUCCCGGAGAGCCCUGCCCAGCAGAGCAAGCGUUGUACGAGCCCGAGGCUCCGGGUCCGCCCGGGAAAGGAGAAGCGUUGGAUCCCAGGGGGCCAGCGGGCGCGGGGGCCCAGGAGCCGCCCGGAGACCCCGACCCAGGCUUUCAGACUUACGCAACGGACGCUUUGUCGUGGAUUAAACAAGAGGAGGAGCCGCGCUGCCCUGAACGGCGACGCUCGGAGGAAGAAGAAACCUCUACACAUUCAAGUACAGCGCAUGAUGAAAACGCGAAGAGGGACCCUCCGUCAGAUUGCUUUGAGAGCACGGCGUGUGACUCGGGGGUACCGGCAAGACCUGCAGAGAAGUUUUCCAAGGAUGCUGUUCCCGGAGUAACAUGGGACGCUCCGUGUAAUUCAGAAAUCAUGGAGACAAACCCCAUGGGGAACGGCCUUGGGGGCGACGCUCGGAGCGACCGAGGGUUUGCCGAGCACUUCGAUUUCUUUAGCGCUCAGGAAAACAGCGUCGGGAAGAGGCCGUGCGAGAGAAACCCCAGCCAGCAGGAGCAUCUUCAGGGGGCCCGAGAAGAGGAGAAGAGUCUCAGCGAAAGGAUGUUCCACCUGCUGCACUCGUGCGCUUCGGGCGAGAGAGGGGCCGGGCAGGGGGCUGCUGCUGCGCCCUGCGAGGGGCCGCCCGAGCGCAGACUGGACCCCGCGGACGGCGCGGGGCUCGGUGACCGUGGUGGCCUCGCCGGGGAGGAGCAGCCGCCUGCGCAGGGCGAGGAGACCUUCCCCGCGGAAAACCCGCCGGGCAGCCCCUGCUGGGAGCCGCGGCCGGACAAGCCGGGGCCGUGGGGCCGGUGCCGGCAGCACUCGGGGGGCAGCGCCGCCAACCAGCAGCCGGGCCAGGGCAGGGGCAAGUCCUACAUCUGCAGCGACUGCGGGAAAAGCUUCAUUUGCCAUUCCUGGCUCGUCAGGCACCAGAUGACUCACACGGGAGAGAGGCCCUACAAGUGCUCCGAGUGCGACAAAAGCUACCGGAGGAAGGAUUAUCUGCUAAACCACCAGCGCCAGCACUCUGGGGAGAGGCUCUUCCAGUGUCCCCUCUGCAGGAAACGGUUUGUGCGCAGGAGGAGUUUCAUGAAGCACCAGGAAAGUCACGUCCAAGAAACGCACCUGACGUUGGGGGGUUGGCCCUGCGCGGAGCUCCGGGGCUCUGUGAUGCACUCCAUCUAGAAAACCCUGCCCGGGCGGGAUCCCCCAGCUCCGCGCUGGACCCUGGGGAGGGGGAGGCAGUUGAACAGCCCCUCCCAGCCAAAGGGGGCAGGUUGAGGGGGUUAUUUUCCGCAAACCGCCUUGCAAUGGGCUGCAGAGCCGUUUCGCAGCUGCCACCGGUGCCUGUAGCGGUUGGGGAGGCGCUGGAGCUGCGCAGGAGGCCUGUGUUGCGCAGAAUUCCCGCGGGGCGUGGAUCCACGAGCAGAGAAAUCACAUCGGCACACGGAACAAUUUGUAAUGCAUCAGGCUGGAGAAUACCUGGAAUCACCCCUGGGCUGCUGGGCGUCCAGAGUCCAGGGACUGGGCUGAAAGGGACUUACUAAUUGUCCACUGAACAGGUGAAACAGUGCCAGGAAGCACCCACUGGUGUGAAAUGCUUUGAGGACGGAAAGCGGUGACCCUGGGCUGCUUAAAAGGAGGCGCUUCCAAGGGCGAGGAGCUGAACCCCGGGGGCAGAUACACCCCGUGGGGCUCCGUGCUGCCGAACCGGGGAGGGCUCCCCUGGCCGCGUCCUCGUCUGGAGCCGUGACACAACCGGCGAGCCCAGAACACGGUUUCAUUCUGUGUAGCCUUAAAGUCGUGUUGCACUUACUGACCAUGUUGUUACAGGUCGUCUCUGGUUGUUCCGUUUUCCAAAUCUUAUGAAAACAGAGCAUUUAGAUGCUCGUUAAACGUUCUCCUUCAGAAACUGUA